UCCCAGUGGGCGGUAUUCACUCCGCCGGAACCGUGAGCUUAAUCUGUCCAAAAGCUUGCAAUGGCUCUGGUACGUACAUUUGCUUGCAAGGAGGUGCAUCAUUCGCAGCAGGAGAGAAAGAGUUUUAACACUGUCUUCCACGAGGGCAGGUUGAGGUUGGUGGACACGAGCUAAGUAGCCCACGAGACUGGAGUACAGGUGGGAAUGACAACUGAGGUUGCAGGAGGGCGCAGUGCUGUUUUUGUUUACGGUCCUCCCAGAUAUAGUUUUUUUUUUCAUUCAUCAUUCCUUAUUACUCCAAAGAUGACUGUCUCUAAAUCUAAAGUUCUGUUAGCAACAGGCAUACUAGGACUGCUCUUGACAAUCUUCGGAAUACUUUGUUUUACAUUUGGACAUGAAUUGAUUAAAGAUCAAGUAAUUAAGAAUGUAAAGAUCGAUCCCAACAGUGGUAUGUCUUAUACUAUGUGGCGGGAUAUUCCAGUUCCAUUUUUUAUGUCAAUUUACUUCUUAGAGGUUCUGAAUCCAGAUGAGGUUCUAAAAGGAGAAAAGCCAAUGGUUCAUGAAAGGGGUCCUUAUGUUUACAGAGAAUACAGACAGAAAAGUAAUAUAACUUUUCAUGAGAAUAGUACAGUAAGUUAUCGGGAGUAUCGCCGCUAUUAUUUCUGGCGCAACAUGUCAAUAGGAGGUGAAGACGAUAUUGUUUGUUUACCAAAUAUGCUUGUUCUGGGGUCUUCUAUACUUAUGGAAAAUAAGUCAUAUCUCAUGAAACUGGCUAUGAGUGCUACUUUCAAAGCUUUCGAUGAAAAGCCAUUUAUAAAGAAGACAGUUGGAGAGAUUUUGUGGGGCUAUGAAGACCCACUUGUUGACUUCCUGAACAAGUUUUUUCCAAACAUGAUUCCCUUUAAGGGAAAGUUUGGCUUUUUUGCACAUUUUAACAAUUCUGAUAGUGGUGAGUUCACUGUUUUCACGGGAGAUGAAGAUAUUGAGAAAGUUCACAUGGUGGACACAUGGAAUGGAAUGAAAACGGUAAAUUACUGGAGGAGUGAUGGGUGUAACAUGAUUAAUGGAACUGCAGGACAGAUGUGGCCUCCCUUUCUAACUCCUUCAAGAACACUUCAGUUCUACAGUCCUGAUGCCUGCAGGUCCAUGGAGCUGGUGUAUGAGCAGUCUGGAGUAAGUAAUAGUAUUCCUGUAUAUCGAUACAUAGCUCCAAAGACACUCUUUGCUAAUGGAACGGAUUACCCUCCAAAUGAAGGCUUCUGUCCCUGCAGACAGUCUGGAAUCCUGAAUGUUAGCACUUGCAGAUUUGAUACUCCCAUGUUUCUCUCUCACCCUCACUUUUAUAAUGGCGAUCGCUCUCUUGCUGAUGCUGUAGAUGGUUUGGACCCUAAUGAAGAGGACCACUCACUCUUCAUCGAUCUUCACCCUAUGACUGGCAUUCCUGUCAACUGCUCAAUAAAACUGCAGCUGAAUUUGUUCAUGAAAAAAGUAGAAGGCAUAUCAGAAACUGGUUCCAUUGCUCCAGUGGUAAUGCCCUUAUUUUGGUUUUCAGAGAGUGGAUACAUUGAUGGUCCGAUUUUAAAAACAUUCUACACCAACCUUGUCCUUCUUCCUGCUCUCAUGGAUUACAUGCAGUAUAUUUUACUUGUUGUAGGUGGCCUGCUGGUAUUAAUUGCUAUCAUUCUCGCAGUGAUCUAUAGGAAAGAGGUGAGAGAAAAGUCUUCAAGGCACUGGAAACAAAGUGGAGAAUCUGCUGUGUCCGAUACUGCACCAUUUCUGGAAGAUAGUUCGAUUAAUAGAAGUCCUACACCUUCUAAUAAAACCUAAAUGUUUAUUUUUUCAGUAUUUUUAUGGCAAUCUGUAAUUAUUCAACUUUGUGCCCAUAAAAGAAUGCUUCCAUGCCAAAGCAAAGUACAGCAAGUAAUGACAUUUUGCUGUGGGCACAAUAAACAGUGUUUAUUAUUUGUAGCAUACACGUUUACAUUGUAGGCCUAAACUAAUUCUUUGUACAGUUUCCUAAUUUUAUAGGCCAAGCCACCUCUGUGACUGUUAGCAUCUGUUCUCUAGUUUCUGGAUCAGAGAACCCAGGAACUGGAGGACUAAGACAAUCUACAGAAACAUUUCUUGAGCCAGGCUUAAGGGAAGCAUUCCUGCACAGUGGUUAAAAAAGCUUGAAUACCUUUGAAAUGUUCUUCCUAGUUAACUGCCUGCCACCUUUUUUUAAAAUUGCCCUAAUGUUGUAACACUUGUAAUUGUAAAGCCAGAAAAAAAAAUAACAGCAUUGUUUCCUUUAUUAGGUUAAACAGCUCACCUAAUGCAUGUAUAUUUUAGCUAUGGUUACCUGGUAAGGCAGUCUACUGAAAUGCUGAUUCAAAAUUGGAACAAGCACAUCUGUACCCCAGAAGUGUUAUGCGUUAAUAGACAAAGUAUCUGGUAAGACAUUGCACCCGGACAUUUUUUUUUCAGAAAUGACAGCAGGUGAAACAUAACAGCAAAGAACAUAAGUCCAUAAUCGGGAUGAAAAGUUAAUUGUGCUACCAUGUCACUGGAAGGUUACUGUAAUAUUACACACACGCGCUUUUCAAUUGGAUGGCACUUAGUCAGUGGGUUGAGAAAAUGUCAGAUAAAGGGUAUGACCAGCAAAACAAACACAAGUCACUGUGUUUUAUUAAUGUGACUGCUAAAACAUAACACUGAGGGAGCUUAUUUUUUAAUGCUAACUUGUUCCAAGGUAGUCCAUCACCAAAUUCAGUCCACACCACCUUAUAUUCUUUUUGUUGAAACUUCUGUUAUGUUUGUUUCUGUAUACUUGUGCCCAGCUUAUUCUACUGUGAUAAGACCCUACUUUGAAAGUCACCAGAGUACAUCAGUAGGUUUAAUGCAGACAACUUGACAUCUUCCUUAGGGAGAACAUGUUCUAUUAUUUUUCAACAAUCUUUGCCACUGGGUGGGAAUGCAUCUCUUUGUAGUCAAAGGUGUGUAGCAAAAGUUUUUUAUAUUGUCUAAGGAUUCCUGUUUGUGGUGCCUUACUGGAAGAAAUGUCUUUGCUUUAAUGAAGUAACUGCCUUUUGUAUUCUAUUUUUGCACUAGGUUUUUGUAGACAAAAAUGCGUAUUACUCUGUUUCAAGCCAAGCUUUUUACUGAGCUCUAUCACUUCCAUACCAUAUAAUGGUUUUGGUGGGGAAUAACAUUUUGUUAUAAAAAUUUUCAGGGAUGGCAUGCAAAAGACAGACAUGUGGACAAGAUUUUAUUCUGUUGUAGAGUACAACUUGUGUCAUGUCAUACUUUUUGUAUUCUUAUGAACAGCAUAUGCGAAAGUUUAGCUGCUGGAAACAAUGUCUGUUUUUCUACUAUUUUAAUCAAUCAUAAUUUCUCAGGGACAGCUCUAUGUGCCACUGCAAUAUGACAAUCUGCUUUGUAGUACAGGCUGAGAGGUUAGAAGAUAACAAUAUAUUUUUCAGGAAAUCAACUUCUGAAACAGCAGUAUAGAAUUUUCUUGAUAAUGUACUACAGAUUAGUUUUGGGUGCCAAAUGUCAUAUCCUAUGCAUCAUGAAAAUUAGUACUGAUCCAUAAUGAAACCCGCAGUUUUACUUGGAGAAGGGGGAUAAGCAGCUUUGGCCAUAUUGAGGCUAAAUCCAGUGGUUGUUUUGCUAAGUAGAAGGACACUUCAUAACAGACGAAUAGAUUUUUUUUCCAUAUUCUGUAUGUUGGACGUAGGCAUGCUACUCAACAUCUACUUACACAAUUCGAAUUCUUAGAAGAUUAUAGUUUAUUCCCAACAUGCCUUGUACUAAUUGUAUCUACUGUUUUAGUUACCUAAAUAAAGACUGUUUAUUAUUGUAAA
Molecule: messenger RNA, 3845 nt
Organism: Protopterus annectens (West African lungfish)
Lineage: Eukaryota; Metazoa; Chordata; Ceratodontiformes; Protopteridae
Gene: SCARB1
Product: scavenger receptor class B member 1
Exons: 12
Coding region: 205-1827 (540 amino acids)
Biological process (GO): plasma lipoprotein particle clearance; cholesterol import; cholesterol efflux
Cellular component (GO): caveola; cytoplasm
Molecular function (GO): low-density lipoprotein particle binding; lipid binding; scavenger receptor activity
Source: RefSeq, a predicted model, not a curated record